Lagopus muta (rock ptarmigan) is the source of this 7041-nucleotide messenger RNA. RefSeq names its product V-set and immunoglobulin domain containing 4 (gene VSIG4). NCBI's taxonomy places the organism in Eukaryota, Metazoa, Chordata, Aves, Galliformes, Phasianidae. Gene Ontology annotation, molecular function: complement component C3b binding. The transcript has 9 exons. The record is from RefSeq and is a predicted model, not a curated record. Gene Ontology annotation, biological process: negative regulation of T cell proliferation; negative regulation of interleukin-2 production; negative regulation of complement activation, alternative pathway. Bases 1625 to 2848 code for a protein of 407 amino acids.
CCCUGCCUACCUGAGGUCUUCCAAGGAUGCGAAACCACAAGAAGUCUUCCAGUAAGAAAGAAAUGGGCUGUUGGCAUGACUCAAAGAACUCUGGCUGCUAUGUCUCUGUCACAAGGAGAGAAAGAUGCAGCGUUGAUCAUAUUUGAGGAACUAUAGUUCUUCAUGUUUGGUUUAGCUAAGUAGUCAACGUUUAUCCUGUACAAUUACAGCUUCAGGAAGUCUUGCGUGUCCGGUUCAAAAAAUUGUCAUAUCAGCAAUUUUAGCUCUUUCCUCCAGGCUGGCCAUGCCUGACAUGGUUGUACUGCAAAUUUUACUGUUGCAAGUUCUGUGGCAGCAAUAAUCAGAACUCAGCUGAAAUCCCGUUCCUCAAAUCAUCCAACUGCAGAUGUGCCUCUGCCCAAAGAGCAAAACGAAACCUGCACUGUUUCCAUCAGGUUACUGACUUUGGAAAAAUGAAGCUGGUCACUGGAUUUCAUUGCCCUGCACAGAAAGGAAGAGCCGCCCAACACUGCCCAGCUGCAGCACCUCCAGAGAACGGUCUGACUGCUGCAUUGCAACCAGGACGGAUACCUGCUGUGGUGGAACACAGCCACGGCAAAAUGAGAUAAGUUGCCCUUCCAGCUCCUAGAGAAAAUGGCCCCCAUAUUUCAGACACGUUGGCCCUUGGCUCAGAGAUGCCAUUCAGUAUUUCUUGCAGCCUUUAGACCUCCCAUAUUGAUGCGAUUGACUUCUCAGCAGUCUUCCAGGAUGCUCUGCUGUUUCUCUCCCUCCAUCAGUCUUUUCUUUCCACCGAGAAGUCUAUGCAGACAAAUCUUCACCACUGACACAAUAGUGAGGGGUGGAGGGGAAAUGAAAUUAUUUCUUGGAAGUACUUCAGUGGGUUGUGUUCAAUGAUGCAGCUGUUAAAAUUAAAUGCAAACUGGAUGUUAAAAAUAUGACUAUUGAAAAAACAUUAAGCAGUAGCUUUAAUGAAUAGUUGACUGCCUGUAGCAUAAUUCACCUGGCAGGCUUGCUUUCACAUACAUUUCUUGUCUUCUGUAACUCCUUCUUUUGUUAAUAUUAAUGAACACAGAAUAAUUCUGCGUGUAAGACAAUGUGUGACUCUCUGAAAAUGGGAGCAGCAGGCACUGAACAUCUGUUCACCUCUGGGUGUUAAGAUCUGCUCUAGCAUUAAGUGUGGGUGUCUCUGGGUUGCUGACCUUUGCUGUGCAUCUUCCCUUGCUGCCCUGGGAAGUACAUCUGCAGCUGCAUCACAACAGGGCAAUUUCUGGGCAGGUGGGGAAAAAUGCAGCUUUUUGUGGAGAAAUUCAUAGUAAAGAGCAGGAUGUUGGUGGUUUUUUGUAUUUUUUUUUUUUUUUUUUUUUUAAUAUUUCUGUUGAAUCAGGGGGGGGAAAAAAAAAGUAAAAGUUUUUCUGGUCUAAAAGGCUCCAUUAGGCAAAGGAACUACAGCUGUUCCUUUUCCUCAUUCAGGCUACACACUGACCUGCACAUCAUGUGCUGCUGAAAUACUGCAUGUGUGUGGUGGAAGAGCACGGUAUCAUCAGCAAGGAAGAUUCCAAGGAAAUAACAGAACCCCAGCAGGUUGAUCUGUGCCUCGUGCUCCUGCCUGACGUGCAGUGAGUCGAUGUGCUCACACCUCCCAUGGGAAGGCUGCUGUGCUUCGACAUCUCUGGAGCCAAUUUUGAAUGUGAUGGAAGGAGAUGCUGAGCCGUAUCAUCACACACAAGUCAGAGCCCUCCUGGAUCUGUCUGGUGCAGCUCAGGUCAAAGGGGUAUGGAUGGGAUCCACCACUAUACCAUGUACCUACACACCUUCACGAGGUUUCACACAGCAGGUGCUCACCUGGCGCGUGGAGAGAGACCUCAGCACCUCCACCAUCUUUCGGAGGGAUGCUUCUGGUGAUCACAUCCUGUUAUCUCGGUUCCGAAACCGAGUCAGUGUCCCAAAGAGCAGCCCAGGGGAUGCCUCACUCCACAUCACAGACCUCGAAAUUCCUGACAGCGGACACUACACCUGUCAAGUCAGCUGGAGGUCUGAAAACUACAGCCUGAUAACGAAGGAGGUGACCACUACGGUUAAAGUCGCCAAAGUGGCUGUGACCAAGCCCACCAUUGUGGCUGGAGAGCUGGGGCUGGCUGUGCCGGUGGGAGCCAAGGCUAGCCUGACCUGUGUGGCACAAGGGUCCCCCCCCAUCAGCUACCACUGGUUCCGGAUGGCACCAGGCAGGAGUGGGCAGCUCCUGGGCAAUGAAGCUGAGCUGGUGUGGAGCAGCCUGCAGCCCUCUGAUGCAGGGGUGUACUACUGCGAGGUGAAGAACAGGGUCAAUACCCAGAUGGUGCAGCGCAGUGAUGCUGUUGAGCUGACAGUGAGAGAUCUGUCUGUCACGACGGAGGCACACCGCCCAGCCACAGAUCUGCCUGAAGCUGCAGUGACUUCUGAGAAUGUUGUGGGAUACCCAGAAACAGAUGAAACAACUCAGAGUUCCUGGAGGACUCACCUGUACCUGGUCAUCCCGAUUGCUGUGUUGAGUGGUGCUGUGGUUUUCCUUGUCAUUUUUGCUAUUGCUUGUGCUAGAAAGCCCAAAAAUGAAUCCAUCUAUGAAGUUGCUUUCCACAGCACUGCAGAUGUGAUUAGACUGGACACUGAUGUGGAAGUCCCUGUUAAGUGCAGAAAAGAGAAGAUAAAUUCUGAGACUGAAGAAUCCUAUGAAAAUGUUACCGUGACAUGCAACAACUAUGAGAGCAUAACAGGCAACAGCUAUGAGAGCACGUGCCUGAGUAAAGAUGCUGAGAGUGAGACCCUUGUGAAUGCAAUGGAAUCAGAAUACGAAGUACAGAACUUUCAGUAGAGUACCAGCAUUUCCCACGUGAGCAGCUGUGCAGAAGAUGAGGCUACAGAUAUUGAGCGGUAAACUUUACCAAGGGAAACUAUUCUUCCUGUCUGCCUUCUCCUCUGAUAAAUAUACCAGUUUUACUGCUUUCUUUAACUCAGGGGAACCUCUUAGGAUUUGGCAAAUGAGUCCCUGCCCAGUGGUGCAGAAACCUUCAGCCAAGCAGCUGUCUGUCCACACAUUUUUAAAUAGCAAAUAAUUUCUGAGCAGCCUGAAGGAGCAAAGUGAGCAAGAAAGGGUCUGAAGGGGUGGAAACAGAAACGUCCUUUGCCUCCAGGACAAAGUGCAGCUGGGUGCAACACUGCUAGCCAAUAACACCAGCAAGGCACAGGCACACUCUCAAGUGCAUGUUCCCCUGUUUGGGCAUGCCAGACUGCGAGGAGCCAAGAACUGUACUGGAAAUGGAUGGCUUCUGGCUUUUAACAGUGCAGCAGACACUGGUUGUACUGCUUGUUUGUUCUGGAGUUGUCUUGUUGUUAGAGGAUACUAAAAAGACUACAGAAGGGGUUGAUAUCCCAGGAAUAUCAUUUAGCAAUCAAACUGGAGCUCCUCACAAGUGGGAAUAACCCUGUAGUUGAUGAACCUCUUAACUAGCACCCUCUGUUUUUCUUCUGGCAAAGCAGAGCUGGUUUUGAAGGGAUUACUAGCACUUCAUUUUGCAGUGUGGAAGCCAGAAGCAUGAUAAAAAAGCGUUGCAGAGAGAAAUCUGAGGCAUGUGGAACAGUGACUGAGUAAGGGAGAUCCUGGAUCCAACAGACUGACACCAACUCACUGUAUGGGACAUGACUAAAUCUGGUUACACUUGCGAUGUUCAUGCUUGUCUAUCUAAUGAGGGUGCCGUGAGCUUUCAUUUAUAAAAUGCCUUGAUUAGUGCACUGCCAUUUGUUUCCCAUGGCAAAUAUAAAGUACUUCAAAAGCAUCUGUAGUAGAUGCUUUCUGGCUUUCUUGGUGUUUUACCACACAGUGCCUUCAUAUGUCUGUUGUUUGCAAAUUUGUGCUCUUUCUCUGUCUUCUGGUUUGAUUAUGUAGAACGGAUAGCGGUACAGACCAGACAUGGCCAGCAUUUGACUUUUGGCCUUUGGCACAGUAGCAACAUCCUUUUCUCCAAAUUGGAAAGAUGGAUUUGAUCGGUGGACUGGUCAACAGACAACUGGAUGCAGAAUCGAGGCCAGAGAGUGUUUGUCAAUGGCUCCAUGUCUGGAUGGAGAUCAGUGAUGCGUGGUGUCCCCUGGGGGUCAGUACUGGGACUGAUACUCUUUAAUAUCUUCAUCAGUGACAGCAACAGUGGGAUCGAGUGCACCCUCAGCAGUUUGCUGAUACCCCAAGCUGUGAGGUGUGGCGGACACACCAGAGGGAUGUGAUGCAAAUGUGGGGUCUUGCACUUGGGUUGAGGCAACCCUCACUACCAAUACAAACUGGGGGAUGAAAGGAAUGAUAAAAAAGCAUUGCAGAGAGAAAUCUGAGGCAUUUGGAAUAGUGACUGAGUAAGGGAGAUCCUGGAUGAAAAAGCCCUGGGGGUACUGGUGGGUGGAAGGCUGGACAGGAACCAACAGUAUGCCUCGCAGCCCAGAAAGUCAACUGUAUGCUGGGCUGAAUCAAAAGAUGCGUGGCCAGCAGGGCAAGAGAGGUGAUCCUGCACCUCUACUCUAUGCUGUGAGGCUUCACCUGGAGCACUGCAUCCAGACAGGAGAGACAUAGACCUGUUGGAGAGCAUCAAGAGGAGGGCCACAGAAAUGAUCCCAGGGAUGGAAUACCUCUCCUACGAUGACAGGCUGCGACCCGGGGCUGUUCAGCCUGAAGAGAAGACUGUGAGGUGACCUGGGAGUGGCCUUUUGGUAUCUAAAGGGGAGCUGUGGGAAUGAAGGGGACAGCCUCUGUAGCAGGGUCUGUGGUGAUGGAACAAGGGUAAAUGGCUUCAAGCAUAAAAGGGGAGAUUUAGGUUGGAUAUGUGGUGGUGAGGCACCGGAACAGGUUGCAGAGAGAUGUGGAGGAUACUCCAACCCUGGAAACUUUCACGGUAAGGCUGGAUCAGGCCCUGGGCAACCUGGGAGCUGUGGAUGUCCCUGUUCAUUGCAGGGGAGUUGGACUAGAUGACCUCUGAAGGUCCCUUCCAACUGUAAGGAAUCUCUGACUCUGUGACUUGGAAGUUUGACCUGGGUUUCCUUUUUAGAGAGGACAGGUGAGAGACAUCAAGCCCACACCACGCUCCUCUCAUUAUUUCAACCACAGUUGCAGGCACUGCACGACGGCUGUGCUGCAGCACCAGGAUGCUGAGCUUCCUGAGUUGCAGGUAGCACCCAGCAGGACUGCGUCCCCCGGGGCUACGUGGGGCUCAGCCUCAUGCUAAGCAGUGAUCUGCACACAUGUGUUGCUGGUGCUUCCACCUGGCCUGCUCCCUGCUCCUGCCUGCUGGAGAGGAGGGUAGCUGUGUCCUGGCUGAGGAGGAGAAGUGCUGGGAUUGCUGGAAAUAUGUGCAAGGGGCUCUUUUGCUUUGUCUCUGGGUAGCUCAUCCUGAAAGGGCUGUGUGCUCUUUGUAACUCAUGCACUCACUGCAGAGUGCACCUCACAGAAGCUGGCCUUGAAGGCGCAGGGUUGAAACAGUAGUGUUGGUGCUGCCAGUCUUGGGUGAAGCAGGACAAAAGAAAUGAGGAAAAUGGGGAGCUGCAGCCCUUUGCACAGGGAGCAGAAGCAUAUGGUAUGAGGCCAGUGCUGUGUUGGAAGGAACUGAAAGCUUCUGAGCUUCCCAAUUGUCAUCACAGCAGACAAAAUGUAGAACAUGGCUCUCUUUUCUUCCAUUCCAAGUCUCAAGCUCAUUCAUUUACAGCUAGCCUAAUGUGUUAGGCAAGAUUUACUUUCAAUAUAAGCUCCAGACUUCACAUUCCCUCACUGACUAUGUAACAAUGUGAUUUCUCCAAACUGCGCUUCCUCCCAGCAUCAAUCUUCCUUGAGCAACUCCAGGCAGUUUCCUCAGGAGCCCUGAAUUCAAGGAGAGGCUGCAAAAGAAGAAAGCAACAGGAACAAAGAAAGAGGUAGCAAACACCUCAGCUGGUGCACAUCCUGAGUACCUCAGCUGUUGGCACUGCCUCCAGUCCAGGCAGCAAAAUGGCCUUGGUCACCAGGGAAAGGCACACACAUUCUCCUGUGCCCAGGUUGUUGUUCCCUCUAUGCACCACAUACUUAUUUUUUUAUUUAUAUUUUUUGUGUGCUUGGUAGUAAAAGCCGGUGGGAACAGAAUGUUUUCCUUCUGAAAGCCGUAGAGGGCUCUGCUGUGUCACAUCUCAUCAAACAGAACUUCUCCUUUCCUUGUGCUGGUCAUUCACCCAGUGACAUGGCUCAUCUGACAGAGCCCAGUUCUACACCAGCACAGAAAGGGAAACCUCAGCUUCCGCUCUGAAACUACAGGGUCUCCAGAAAAGUACACUAUUUCUAGCAGCCAGCACAGUAUCAUGAGACUUGAAGCUCCCCUCACUUCUGUACAGCUGUGCAGACCUGCUGGCUUCUAAACUGCCAGGUUUAGGCCAGCCAUCAGAGCCCUCCUGAACCUGCUGCUCUCAACAGAGAGAGGAGAGGAAGGCUCUGGUAGAGAAGUUUGUCCCCUUCUGCUUUGGUAUUUCUCAUAGAAUAAGAAUGGACUAACUUUUUGGAAAGCAAAAGCUGUAAAUGCAUAACAAAACAACUGUAAAGAGCUUAAAAUGAACACUGGGCUAGCUGUACUGCAUUGCACUGCACAACACUUCAGGCCUGCUGCAACCUGGAGGUCUGUGAGGGUGACGAGAGCUGGGGCUGAUGUAUCUACCAGCUACAUUAAGGAUCCACAGAGGACAAAACAAACCCUCAAAUAAUAGACUGCUCUCUUUUGAAGCUGACCUCAGUGAUACUGAUCAGAGUGAUGUCUGUGAGUCAUGCGUAGGUGUUGGAAAGAGACCACGGGAGUGUGAGUCACAGCGGGUAGGACCAUGUUUGUCCAGAAGCACGCAGUGAGCCCUGCUGAUAGGACUUACUCAGAAAGCAGAACACAGUUUGCUUAGGCCAAACUACAUGUUAAUUGGUCCCAGCUUUGUACAAACUCCAACUUCUUCAAAAUAUUUAGGAAAAAAAAAAACAAAACUUAGUAUUAAAAAAUAUCAAUAUUUUCAAAUACCACAAAAUUU